UUAGAGGCCUGUGGAGAUGGCAACAACCCUAGCUACCAAAUUGUGUUGGGUGGCAGCUUUUUUCUCUGCAACAGGGAGGGGGGGAAAUAUCUAUGCGUACGCCCCCUGAGGGGAUGAAGCACUCCGCCGCUUCAGUCACCCAGAGAAUCCUGCUCGCCUUCUGUUCCUUUGGCGGGAAAAACACUUCAAAGGAGUUUGAGACGCGGACGACGCUGAAAAGAAGAACAGCAGCAACAGAGAAAGGGAUCCGGUAGAGAGGUGGGACUAAGGGGCUCCUCUCCCCUUUCCCUUCCCCGGUGACGUUGCGGUCUCCUCCCUCUGGCGGAGUUGCGGCGCUUGCAAAAGCCUUUCUGCGCGCCGCGCGGGCCGAGAGUCGUCCGUCCACCUACCCACCCAAGCGAGCAUCCAUCGUGGAGUCAGAACUUCGCACACCAAGAAUGAGCGCAUGACCAGGGGAAGCUGCAGGAGGGGCGGGGGCGGCUUGUCCUACCCUGGGGGCUCGUCGACCACCUGCGGUCAUGGAGUGAGAGGGGCUGCGCAACGGCAAGCUGGGGAAGAGGCUCCUUCAAAGAUGGUCCGGCUGCCACUGAGACCUGGAGCUCUAAUGCCACAAUGAGGACCCACACACGUGGGGCUCCUAGUGUGUUUUUCAUACAUGUGGUUUGGUUUGCACUAGUCUACAGCACCGAUAACAACCCAAGCACUGUUGUUCCUUUUGUCAAUGCCAACUACAACAGCUACCCAAUGCUCUACUUUUCCAGAGGAGAGAUGCGGGAUCUGCGAUCUAGGGCAGCCACUUCACACCAGCACAUUGCAGCUCGGUUGGCUGAGGCUGUGCAGACUAUGCUGUCAAAUCCUUUGGAGUAUCUUCCUCCUUGGGACCCCAAUGACUUCAGUGCUCGGUGGAAUGAAAUUUAUGGCAACAACUUGGGUGCCCUGGCAAUGUUCUGUAUACUUUAUCCAGAGAACAUGGAAGCCAUCAACAUGGCCAGAGAUUACAUGGAAAGAAUGGCGGCUCAGCCUAGUUGGUUAGUAAAGGAUGCCCCGUGGGAUGAGGUCCCUCUUGCUCACUCUUUGGUUGGAUUUGCCACUGCUUAUGAUUUUUUGUACAACUAUCUUAGCAAGUCUCAGCAGGAAAGAUUUCUUGAGGUAAUUGCCAAUGCCUCGGGAUAUAUGUAUGAAGCAUCAUAUAGGCGUGGAUGGGGUUUCCAGUACCUACACAACCAUCAGCCUACCAACUGUGUGGCCUUGUUGGCAGGAAGCCUGGUUCUAAUGAAUCAAGGCUAUCUUCAGGAAGCAUACCUGUGGACUAAGCAAGUCUUAACAAUCAUGGAGAAGUCUAUAGUUCUGCUUCAAGAAGUGACAGAUGGAUCCCUCUAUGAAGGAGUAGCUUAUGGCAGCUACACCACCAGAUCUCUUUUCCAGUACAUGUUUCUUGUUCAAAGGCACUUUGACAUUAACCACUUCAAACACCCCUGGCUUAAACAACAUUUUGCUUUUAUGUACAGGACAGUUCUGCCAGGAUUCCAAAGGACGGUUGCUAUUGCAGAUUCCAACUACAACUGGUUUUAUGGGCCAGAGAGCCAGUUGGUGUUCUUAGACAAAUUUGUUAUGCGCAAUGGCAGUGGAAAUUGGUUGGCACAUCAGAUCAGGAGGAACCGAGUGCUUGAAGGCCCAGGGACACCAUCCAAAGGACAGCGUUGGUGCACUCUUCACACUGAAUUUCUCUGGUAUGAUGCAAGCCUGGGCUUAGUACCUCCACCAGACUAUGGUAUUCCAAAGCUGCAUUAUUUUGAGGACUGGGGAGUUGUAACAUAUGGAAGUGCACUGCCAGCUGAAAUCAACAGACCCUUCCUGUCCUUCAAAUCAGGAAAGCUGGGAGGACGUGCAAUAUAUGAUAUUGUUCACCAGAAUAAAUACAAAGACUGGAUCAAAGGCUGGAGGAACUUCAAUGCUGGCCAUGAACACCCAGAUCAGAACUCUUUCACUUUUGCUCCCAAUGGUGUACCUUUCAUAACAGAAGCUCUGUAUGGACCAAAAUACACUUUUUUAAACAAUGCGUUGAUGUUUUCUCCAGCUGCAUCCAAGAGCUGUUUCUAUCCAUGGGAAGGGCAAGUUACUGAAGACUGCUCAUCAAAGUGGUUGAAAUAUAAACACGACUUGGCUGCAGAUUGCCAAGGGAGAGUGGUUGCUGCUAUGGAAAGAAGUGGGAUUAUCUUUAUCAGGGGUGAAGGAGUGGGUGCCUACAACCCCAAACUAAAGUUGAAAAGCCUCCAAAGAAACCUAUUACUUAUACAUCCCCAGCUCCUCUUGCUAGUGGACCAAAUACAUCUUGACAAUGAUAGCCCCUUGAAGAUGGCAACCAGCUUCUUCCACAAUGUGGAUGUGCCCUUUGAAGAAACCAUUAUUGAUGAUGUCCAUGGGGCCUUCAUUAGGCAACAGGAUGGACUGUACAAGAUGUACUGGAUGGAUGAUACUGGCUACAGUGAAAGAGCUGUCAUUGCCUCAAGAAUGUACCCCAGAGGCUACCCUUACAAUGGAACAAACUAUGUGAAUGUCACUACUCACCUGCGUAGCCCAGUCACAAGAGCAGUGUACCUCUUCAUUGGUCCUUCCAUAGAGGUCCAAAGCUUUAGUGUCCAUGGGGAUUCCCAGCAAUUAGAUGUUUUCAUAACAACCAGUGAGCAUGCCUAUGCCAUCUAUUUGUGGACUGGCGAGGACAAAAGCCACUCUGUCUUUGCACAAGUUAUUUUAGACCGCCAAAAAGUUCUGUUUGACCGAGGCUCAACCCUUAGGAGCUCCCUAGCGUCAGAAGUCAGAAACUACAUUGGGAUAGUAGAAAAUAACCUUCAGCAUUUCAAACCUGUCUUCCAGCAGCUGGAGAAACAGAUCCUUUCCCGUGUGCGGAACACAGACAGCUUUAGAAAGACAGCUGAGCGCCUGCUGCGGUUUUCAGAUAAAAGACAGACAGAGGAGGCCAUUGACAGGAUAUUCGCAAUCUCCCAGCAGCAGCAGCAGCAGCAAGGCAGGGCAAAGAGGAACAAAAAGAUGGUGAAAGGCUAUAAGUUCAUUGACGCUGGCCCUGACAUUUUUGCACAGAUUGAAGUGAAUGAAAGAAAAGUUCGUCAGAAGGCACAGACUUUGGCCCAAAAAGAAUUGCCUGUAGAUGAAGAUGAGGAAAUGAAAGAUCUUCUGGAUUUUGCAGAUGUAACCUAUGGGAAGCACAAAAACAGUGUGUCAAUCAAAGGCCGAUCAGGUCUGGCACAUAUGUUGGCAACUGCUCGAAGCAGUGCUCCUUCAGUGUCAGCAUCUUACACCCGACUCUUCCUCAUUCUGAACAUCGUUAUUUUCUUUGUCAUGCUGGCAAUGCAACUCACUUGGUUCCACAAAGCCAAGAGCCUGCAUAGCCAAAGGUGUCUUUAUGCAAUCUUGCUAAUUGACAGCUGUGUGUUAUUGUGGCUGUAUUCGUCUUGUUCCCAGUCACAAUGCUAGCAAAAAGACGAUGACAUCUACUUGAUGAUCCUAUGGUUAGAUGUCUGUGCAAAGUAUUUAACCCUAAUAGGGCCAGAGUAUGUUUUAUUCAUCUUCUGACACAUUCCAGUAAACACUUGUGGGAUUAUUGCAUUCUUGUAGUCAAAGAAGAUAAAAUUAAUGGGCAUUGGGGGAUUGGAUACAUUUUUCAAAGUACCACCUAGACAUGGGUCACAUUGCAUUUGUCCGAAGAAUUAAUGUUAUGAAUAACAACAACAAUCCUUGUUCUGAACUCAGUAUGUGGCAUUGCAUUUUUUUCUUCAAAAGUAAAAUUUUCUCAAAUGAGUUGUUUCAUAAUUUUAUAGUUUCAUAAUAUAUAUAUAUAUAUAUAUGCAACUGGGAUUGUAAUUUUUAAUAGUCUCCAAGCUGGCUGUUGACAUGUGCAGCAGGGAUUUUAGCCAGUGGAUUUCACCCCUUUCACCUAGCCAGAGAUGAUUAUAUGAAGGGAGUAUGACAAGGAGUGCUGCAGAUUUUGUUUUCUUUGUAUUCUUUGUAUUACUUGUCUGUCUUAAAACACUGGCACUACCAUGUAACAGUCCCUUGCCAGUCAAGACUAUGCAGGAUCCUUCUUCCUUCAAAUCUCACUAAUUGUGUAGUAGAAAGUCAAUUUGGGUUAACCAACAGCUGUUGGAGCAUCAAGAUUCUGGAAUGUGCAUAUAUUUAAAUGGUAGACUGUGAUGUCAUAAGGUUCCAAAUGUUGCUGCCUGUCCUUUUUUCCAUUUAUGCUCAGAGGAAAGAGUAAUAGGUUAAGCUCAGUGCCAUACAGAGGCAGCUAGGAUUAUCAAAAAAUAUCCGAUGGGGCAAUUAAGAUAUUUAUCACUUAAUGACUGCAGCAUCAAGCAGUGGCUUGUUCUGUAUGUUACAACACACAAGUCAUCACUUGAUGCUGCAGUCAUCUAAUCUAAUGCCGCAAGCAGAACUUUUAUAAGACCCUCUCAGGUGUCACUUGAAUCAGUUCUCAUAAUCUGCUGCCAACCAUCAAAUGUUUGGUGAUUAAGCAUUGUGUAUGAAUAUAUCAACCAACUCUUAGCUUCUCUGAGGAAGCCAGGAUUACAUAUAAGGAGACUGAAGGGAAAGAGAAUGUGGCUGCAUGAUUGGGUCCUUGGCCCCAUCUAUGUCAAAGUGCUGUUCAGGAUUGGAAGAUCUGAGGUGGUUAAGGAUGCAGAAGCCUAGGGCUGUUGUGCUGGUUCCAGUGUGUCUAGACCUCUGUUUUCUGAAAACGGGCACACAACACUAGUCAAACUCCGCCCCUUUGUACUCUAAAACCUGGUCAGGUCAGCUGGACUGAAUUUUUUAAAAAUUCAGCUUCCAACAGAUUUUGCAACUGAUUGAUUGGUAGAUCAGUCAGUUGCCCCUCCAGGUGUAGCCAAUGGAAAUGCUUUGAUGUAGGCUCAGGUAGAAACAGUGAUUGGCCCAAUACUUUGCUGUGGGCAGUCCUGAAAGAUCUGAGUCAGCAUUGGGAAGGGAGGUAUGUCCAGCCAAGGGCAGAGUGUUAAAAAUGCAGCCAAAAAAACCAUUCUCGACGCUUUUGAAGUGACUAGUAUGCCCAUAGCCCUAAUGGGGUGUAUGAGUUGGGAAUGGAGAAAUGUUUGUAUCAGGAGUGUGGGCGAUACGUAUGGGGUGAGGUAUGGGUUUAUAGAAUGGAUUCUAGGUGGGACUCUAUAUGCCAUAGGCAUCUGAUUGGCCACUGUGAGAAUAGAUGCUGGACUAGACCAGCCUUUGGUCUGAUCCAGCACAGUUCUUAUUAUGUUCUUAUUGGUCUUUCUGAGAGUAGUUGACAGAUGAGGCCCUUGCCCCACCCAGUUCUUAGGAUACCAACCCCGUAUGUAUUUGGAAGUUCUUGAAACAAGAAAAAGACAUUUGUUUCCACAGUUAAUGAAUGUGCCUCUUUUGCGUGCAGCUAUCAUGGGAAUGAUUUUUGAACCCCAUUCAUUUGAAAAUAAGGAUGAGCUGGGGAACUGGUUUCUUACUGUACACCUUGAAAAAAAUACAAUCACUUUUCCAAAGGCAGUUUGUUAAA
Messenger RNA from Rhineura floridana, 5551 nucleotides. RefSeq names its product dermatan sulfate epimerase (gene DSE). The transcript is spliced from 6 exons. The record is from RefSeq and is a predicted model, not a curated record. Bases 613 to 3492 code for a protein of 959 amino acids. Gene Ontology annotation, molecular function: chondroitin-glucuronate 5-epimerase activity. NCBI's taxonomy places the organism in Eukaryota, Metazoa, Chordata, Lepidosauria, Squamata, Rhineuridae.